This is a messenger RNA of Linum trigynum, 2234 nucleotides long. The record is from the annotation of a GenBank genome assembly. Lineage: Eukaryota; Viridiplantae; Streptophyta; Magnoliopsida; Malpighiales; Linaceae.
CUUAAUUGGGUGCAAGAUUAACCCAAACAGUUUUUGUUGGGCUUAUUAUCUAACAUAUGCCCAAAUCCAUACUUGUAGGGCAGUUCACCAAACAAACUACUUGGGCUUCUGUUAAGGAACAUAGUUUUCAAGCCCAUUUUUGCAAUAUCUUGCAGUGUCACGAUAUGCAAUUAUAGUCAACACUCAACAGAAUUGUUAUAUUAACACAAAUGAGUACUUAGUUUUUUUUUUAUUUCUUUCAAUACUUGCUGCUUUUUAUCAUAACAAGUUCUCUGAAUACCAUAUGUUGCACGUUGCCAAGUAAGGUAAUACGUCAUCAUAUUAAAAGAAAUUGUUGGACGUUCUACCGUAAUGGUAUUGGUAGCUAGUGCCGUGCUACAAGCGUAUCCAUUAGCAUAUCGACUUACAAAAUUGACGCUGAUUCUAUUAGUCGUCACUACACGAGUUGAAAGAACAAUUAUUACCUGAACGGAACUAGGUAAGGGUGGAUUCGGUUCGGUUCGGUUCGGUUAUAACCAAUAACCAAUUGGUCGGUUACCGGUUAUUCGAACCACCAUCUCCCCCUACCGAACACCGACCGACGCCAAUGUCUCGGUUAACCAAUAACCGACCGGCCAGUUAUCCGUUAGUUGGUCGGUUAACCGAGAUAACCGAAAAAUGAUGAUGGUUCGGUUUUAACCAAGUAAAAUUAUUAGAAUCACCUAAAAUGAAAGGUUCUAACUUACAUUUCUACAUCUAAAUCACACCCAAAGUAAAGUCUCAAUCACUUUUGCAUAGAAAAUACAUCUUAAUCACCAAAUUAAUGUCUCAAAUUCAACAACAUAAAGUUAUAAACUUCAUAACCGAGUAUUUUCACGUCGUUUUUGUGAGGGAGUGGUCGGUUGAUUAUUUCCGGUUAUUGUCGGUUAACCGAAUAACCGAUUUUCGGUGACUCAAUUAACCGAAUUACCUAUUAAGAGCUCCGACCACCUACCGAAGCAUAUAAUUUUCGAUUAUCGGUUAACCGAUUAACCGGCGGUUAUCGGUUAACAGACCGGUUGCGAUUAUUGGUUAACAGACCGGUUAACCGGUAACCGACAACCGAACUGCCACCCCUAGCAACUAGGUGGCAAAAUGGUCAGAUUGUUGCAACAGUCUAAAGAAUGAAUGAAAGAGAGGAAUGUUUGAACUUUCAACGUUCUUCCUUCUCAUGGAACUUUCCAUUCCAAUAAACCGAAGCCAGCUAGAAGGACUAAGGCAGGCAGCUGAGUCGCUGUCUUCCUUUCUCCCUUUGACCACAACCCAAACCCUAAACACAAAUUCAAUGGAAUAAUACUUUCUUCCCCAACCCAUUACCAGCCCACUAACUAAACUAAUAACUCCAUUCGUGUUAGCGCUAGCUUUGACCAUCGCCAGCCAGCCAGCCAAUUGGCUAAGCUUACAAAGAACAAAGGCAAAGUCAACACAUCCGCAACCGCCUUCCCUCUGUAUUUCCCUCCCAACCAGCCCCAUCUACAUAUAAGAAUACACCACCAACAGAGAGAACCAAAACAAACAAACCCAAUUGAACCCAAAAAUCUACAUUCUCCCCAAGUCGAAGAGAAGAUUGGAGCUUAGAUCAAAAUGUCGGUAAAUCAUCUGGGAGCCAAGAUGAGCGGCGUUCGUCUCGGCCAGAGAGAAUACGGGAGGGAAGGGAGCUGCGGGGGGUGUGGCCGGAUGGGUAGUGGUGCUCCCGCCGGCGUUGUACGCGGAGGAGCAGCUUCGUCGAGGGUGAUGAGGACGUCGUCGAGGUUCGCCGGCGGGAGGCACGGCCGGCACGCUAUGCCUCCGAGCAGCAGCAGUCACGAGAAGUGGAGGAGGCAUCAGGCGGCGGGGAGCAGGGAGGUGCUGAGGCGGGCGUUGAUGCCGGCCAGCCGACGGCCCAGCCUCCGGUGGGUGAAUUUCCGGCCGACACCUAGCCGCCUUUGUAACAUGUCCAUGGCCGCCGCAUAAUCGAUUUAAUUGCUAUAUUCAUCAUCAUCAUCAUGAGUUGUAUUUGCUUAGUUAAUAGCCUGGCUUCCUCUGCUGUAGCUCUGUUUGACUCCUCUGUUUUUUUCUUGCGAGUUGAAGGGAAUUUGUCUAUCUUAAUUCCCAGAACCCUAUUCUUUGCCGAUUCUUCAAUUUUGUACUUGUUACUAGUUCGUCCUUGAACAAUAAAAAUAGAUGGCCGGAAGCUGAUUCGCUGGAUCGGUUCACAAUAAGAACAAGGUUCAAAU